UUGAUUUCUCGAUUUUUAUUUGUCUUCGUUUUAGAGAUGCCAUAUCGAGAUGUGACAUAUUCGUUUUCUUAUUCAUCCCGUCCGUCUGUGAUUGUUUGUGGGUUUCCAUUGUCAUAAUUGAUAACAAAUGGCUCUGGUUGAUGUUGAUUCAUGGUUAACGGAAUAUGAAUCUUGUUCCCGAUUAAAUCACACUUUGCUGUCGCAGCUCAAUGAGAGGGAUGGCAAAAUUCAAUCUUCGCCAGAUUAUAAUCGCUUGACACUAUCCAUACAAGUGGGUAUUAAACAAUUCGACCGAGAAUUGCAGCAAUUGAAAUAUGAACUGAAUGGGGCGUCAAAAAAUAAAACCAUAACAUUUGAAGAAAUCGAACGACGACAGCGCCUAUUGGACGCGUUACAAUCCCAACGUCAGAUUUUGCAAAAUAAAUACACUAAUACCACACGAAAUGAUCGUGCCGCAUUGUUGGAAAGCAAUUGGCCGUCAACAUCUGCUACUAGAGAUGUGGCCGACACUGCCGACGAAGAUUCAGCAGCCAUAAUCGAUGUUGAACGAUUGAAGCAGGCGCAAAUAGAUAUGAUGGAACAACAAAAUCAAGGUUUAGAAACUCUAUCACAGACCUUAGCACGCCAGAGAGCAUUAGCCACACAGCUGGGCCAAGAAGUUGAAGACCAAAAUGACAUUUUGGACAAUUUGGCCAAUACCAUUGAACGAGUCGAUACUGGUGUUAAUAGAGAGACGCGAAGCAUAUCAUUAAUAAAUCGAAGUGAUAGCAACACUUGUGGUUAUUGGGUCGUUAUUAUAGUUCUGUUUGUAGCCAUAGUUAUUGUUGCCUUGUGGUAAAAUAAUAUAACUUAGAUCUAAGCGUAUUCGUAAUGUCUGUAUAACAAUAUUUUUU
This is a messenger RNA of Musca domestica (house fly), 893 nucleotides long. RefSeq names its product syntaxin-8. Bases 128 to 838 code for a protein of 236 amino acids. Gene Ontology annotation, biological process: intracellular protein transport; vesicle fusion. Lineage: Eukaryota; Metazoa; Arthropoda; Insecta; Diptera; Muscidae. Gene Ontology annotation, molecular function: SNARE binding; SNAP receptor activity. The record is from RefSeq and is a predicted model, not a curated record. The transcript has 5 exons. Gene Ontology annotation, cellular component: SNARE complex; endomembrane system.